Adineta ricciae is the source of this 261-nucleotide messenger RNA. Lineage: Eukaryota; Metazoa; Rotifera; Eurotatoria; Adinetida; Adinetidae. The record is from the annotation of a GenBank genome assembly.
AUGAAAGUAUCGAAAAAGUUCAGAAAAGUCGAAUAUAAAGAAGGUGAAUCAGAUUGCGAUGAAUCUGACGUUAAUUCGUCUGAAGAUGAAGGUGAUACACCUAUGUCUCUCCAUCAUUAUCAAAUUCAUACUUUCGCGUCGAAAUUAACGGGAAAGAAAAGUAUAUUCAUAAGCAAACAGCCGGUUGGUUUUUUACGAAUUACAAACCACAAUUGUCAGCUGAUCGAUCAAAACGAGCUAUACAAAGCAGCGAAUGGAUGA